GCAUUGUCGCAACUUUGACGCGUUGUCGCUGCUAAGACAACUCGACAAUUUGAUAUUUGGAGUAAAGGCGUGUGGACUGACAAGCAUCGAUCGAUAGACAUACAAGGCAGUCGGAAGAAUCAGUUACGGAAUAUGGCUGAUAUUAUGCACGUGAAUGAUGAGGGCGAGGGCUGGACUUGGCUGCUGCUGCUCAUAUGUGUGACAACCACAGUGGGCACCACGGUGCCAGUGGGUUAUUUUAUUGGUGUUCUCAAUGCACCCGCCGAGAUCAUACGCAGCUGGUGUGACGAAGUGCUGUCGGGUGAGUAUGACACCAAUAGCGACGAGAACCAGUUGAAUCUGUUGUGGACAUGCAUUGUGUCCAUCUUUCUGAUUGGCGGCAUUUGCGGCUCCUGCAUCAGCGCCUGCUGCACCAACAAAUAUGGGCGCAAGGGCACCCUGAUGAUUAGCAGUGUGAUUCUAUUGCUUUGUGGCCUGCUAUUCACCUGGUGUCGUGCAGCCAAAUCUCUGGAGAUGCUGAUGUGCGCUCGUUUCUUUGGUGGCAUUGCUGCCGCUUUGAUAUUUACUGCCCAUCCGAUGUAUUUGCUGGAGCUGGCACCGGUCCGCUUGAGUGGCAGCGUUGGCGUCUUCACCUGCAUUGGCGUCACUGCUGGCAUCCUGCUCGCCCAAAUUGUCAGCUUACCCCAGCUGCUGGGCACCGACGAGAACUGGCCGUAUGCCCUGAGCUUUUAUGCGCUGCUGGUGCUCCUCUGCAUGCUGCCCCUCAUGUGCUAUCCGGAGAGUCCGCGCUGGCUCUUUCUGGUCAAAGGUAAUGCGGCGAGCAGUGCUCGUGCAUUGCGUCAACUGCGCGGCAGGCAGGCCGGUGUGCAGCAGGAACUCAACGAUCUGGAGCAAGCGCUGAACAUGGAGAGCAAACCUAGCACCAUUUGUCAAGUGCUCCGGAACAAGGAGCUCUUCCUGCCAUUGCUGCUGGUUUGCACUUUUCAAGCCACUCAGCAGCUAAGCGGCAUCAAUGCUAUCUUCUUCUAUUCGCUAUCCAUACUCACCAAUGCUGGCUUCACGUCCGACUCGGCCACUUGGCUUAAUCUGGGCAUGGGUGGCUUCAAUCUCGCUUGCUCGCUGCUUGGACCGGUGCUCCUGCGCAAAUUUAACCGUCGACCGCUUAUGUUCUGCUCCUGUAUCCUGUGCAGCCUGUCAUUGGCCGGCAUGUCCUUAUCGUUGUACUUUCUGCUCAAAUCGGAGGCCAGUGCUCUGACCUAUGUGAGCAUCGCUUUCAUCUUAAGUUUCAUCCUGGGCUUUCAGCUGGGACUGGGACCGAUUGCUUACUUCAUAGGCUCGGAGUUGCUGGAGGAUGCGCCGCGUCCAGUGGCCAUGUCCAUGGGCAGCCUCUUCUCCUGGACGGGCAACUUUCUCAUUGGCAUGUGCUUCCCUCUGCUGCAGACUGUCUGGGGCUCAUUUGCUUUCAUGCCCUGCAUGUGUGUCUGCAUCUUUUGCCUGGUGCUCACCUGGCGCUAUCUGCCCGAGACACGUGGACGUGAGCCCAAGGAUGUUAGCCCGCUGAUGAGCCAAGGACUACGCUCGAAGAACAAUUAGAUGCAUUUAUUACGAAUUUUAUAUGUACAUAUAGAUAUAUAUAUGUAUGU
This is a messenger RNA of Drosophila grimshawi, 1643 nucleotides long. RefSeq names its product solute carrier family 2, facilitated glucose transporter member 7. The transcript has 4 exons. Bases 133 to 1593 code for a protein of 486 amino acids. Gene Ontology annotation, cellular component: membrane. NCBI's taxonomy places the organism in Eukaryota, Metazoa, Arthropoda, Insecta, Diptera, Drosophilidae. Gene Ontology annotation, molecular function: hexose transmembrane transporter activity. Gene Ontology annotation, biological process: monosaccharide transmembrane transport. The record is from RefSeq and is a predicted model, not a curated record.